Molecule: messenger RNA, 2584 nt
Organism: Selaginella moellendorffii
Lineage: Eukaryota; Viridiplantae; Streptophyta; Lycopodiopsida; Selaginellales; Selaginellaceae
Product: probable receptor-like protein kinase At1g80640
Exons: 15
Coding region: 694-2526 (610 amino acids)
Biological process (GO): protein phosphorylation
Molecular function (GO): protein kinase activity; ATP binding
Source: RefSeq, a predicted model, not a curated record
UCCACUCCCUCAAUCUUUUGAAGAUGCAACGCAAAGCACCGUUCCUCAUGGAAUCCAGCGGCAUGAAAUGGUAAGUUUUAUCUAAAGACAUGCUUUUUCGUUUUUAUUGAAAUGACUUCCGAGCUACGAAGCAUAUAGUACCAAUGUCUGCUCUGACAAAAAUAUGGUCUGAGAACAUCCUGGCUAAGUUGUACUAAGUUCUCGAAGAGCUCAACAAGUAACGUUCUUUUCGGGCAUCGCACGCACCGAGAGAGCACUCUUUAUACUUACUGGGGCUUAUGAUUCAUUCUUUCCGUGGCCAACUAACGGGACCGCAAACAAACAACAAGACUGUUACACUUCGUUUAGCAACGCUCUCGAUCAACUCAACGUCUCACUCUGCUCGUUACAAGCCAAGCUUAUGGAACACAACAGCGUUCGCUUACACAAAACUUAAUCAUCCAACUUCCAAGACACGAAGUCAAUGUGACAAUAAAUGGCAACUCCAGAACAAGCAGCUCCCUCUCGUGAAUCGUAGAUGGAGCUGGAGCAGCAAGAAUUCUGGAUAAAGCCGCGCGCUCCACACUGUCCGAGAGAUCGAUCACUUUAAAAUCCCGUGGUGUGACAGUUUGAUUCAGCUCAAAGAUAGCUCUCCUUGAUCCACGAAGAAAAGAGAGAGUACUUCUCACAUGGUUGAAUCACCUGGGGACGAGAAUGAUGCCGGGGAUAUUCGCGGCCGUGACCCUGUUCACACCGCGACAGUUUAGAGCUUUUUUGGAGCCAGGGUUUGGGCGUUUCUUGCUGCUUCUUUCGCAAUCUCGGGCGUUUUCUCGGUUGCGAUGGCGCGAUCGAGGCGCUGCUGCUGGAGGUGGACCGUCGACGGCGUGCUACUUUGAUCGAUCGCAGCGCAGCAGAGAUGGGUCCUUGAUGCUGCCGACGAUGACCAUGGCGUGGUUCCUUCUUUCGCUUUGUCUGGGAUCGAUGCUAGCGCAUUCCAGUGGCGCUGCUGGGAUUCGUUUCCACAGUAGACGAGCCCUGCAAGCGCCGGAUUCUGCGUUGCUGGCUCCCUAUCAGGAUAUUGAUCCUCGAUCCUGGGCCCCUUUUCUUCCACCUCCAGUAGCUCCUUCUCCCAGUGAAGACCCACAGUCGUUCCAAUCACCGGUUUCUUAUUCUCCUCCAUCUCCAGCAUUCCCAGUUGCUACAUCACCUUUGCAAAAGCCUGCUGCGGUGGUUCUUCCCGCUUGGCUAGCGACUGCAGCUCCAAGUCCUCAUUCACCAGGGCCUUUGCUUGCAAAGCAUGAGCUUGACGAAGAUCAGGGGCUGCCAAAGCUCACCAAAGGCAUGCUGCUUACAGUUGUUCUCGUCCCAACUCUGCUCGGGGGCUCAAUCCUGUUCUCGACUUUCGUUGCAUGGAUGUGCCACCGGCCUCCAUCUCUGAGGCAUUCGCCGGCUGGUAGCCAACGCAGUGACGGAUACUCGUCCGGUGGUUCCGGACGAGGCCCGUUUGCACCGUGGCUGUGGGGACGUAGUUUCAAUGCCCCUCGAAAGGAACUCGCUCAUUCUUUCGAGUUUCCUUUGCUCCAGGCAGCAACUAGCAAUUUCGGUACUGCCAACUUGUUAGGAGAGGGCGGCUCUGGACGCGUUUACAAGGCACGACUAGACGACGACUGUUUUGCGGCAGUUAAAUUAUUGUUUAGCGAGGGGAAACAAGCGGAACAAGGAUUCCAGGCUGAGGUUGAACUCUUGAGUGGGAUUCGCCAUCCGAAUCUCGUCUCCUUGCUAGGAUUUUCCAGCCACGGAGAUCAGCGGCUUCUGGUGUACGAGUAUAUGCAGAAUGGAUCUUUGCAAGAUCAACUCCAUGGUCCUCUAAAGGGAUCGAUUCUUUCGUGGCACCUGAGAAUGAAAAUCGCACUUGACUCGGCAAGAGGUUUGGAACACUUGCACGAGCACUGCAACCCUCUUGUAAUCCAUCGGGAUUUUAAAUCGUCCAACAUCCUUUUGGACGCAAGCUUUAAUGCCAAAGUUGCGGACUUUGGGCUUGCACUGUCUGCUCCAACUGGAAUCAGGCAGGACGAGAUCGUUCGGGGAACUCUUGGCUAUGUUGCCCCGGAAUACAUCCUGAAUGGGAGCCUCACGGAGAAAAGUGAUGUGUAUGCAUUCGGAGUUGUUCUUCUGGAGCUUAUAACUGGGAGAAAGCCGAUCGAUCCAUCCAUGCCAACGGGAUCUGAGUCGCUAGUUACUUGGGUUCUGCCGCUCUUGGGGGAUCGAGCAUCGUUGCCAACGGUGAUAGAUCCUGUUCUCCAAGGAACCGUGGAUACAAAGCAUCUCCAUCAGGUUGCUGCAGUAGCAAUGCUGUGUGUGCAAGCAGAGCCGAGUUAUAGGCCACUCAUUGCGGAUGUUGUGAAUUCCUUGAUCCCGCUCGUUCCGAUUGAGCUGGGAGGGACAUUGCGUGUUGCAGAGACGGUGCUCGAGAACAAGUCAUUUGCGGCAUUGCAAUGGAACGUAUCCUCCAAUGACUCCAUUGUAUAUGGGGAGGAUGCUUACUAACGUUUGUGUAUGUUUAACUCUUUCGUAUUUGAAUUAUUAUUAUUACCAUUGAGACUAA